Messenger RNA from Arabidopsis thaliana (thale cress), 772 nucleotides. Its product is annotated as multidrug resistance protein ABC transporter family protein. The transcript has a single exon. The record is from RefSeq and is marked reviewed. The coding region runs from base 1 to 609 and encodes 202 amino acids. NCBI's taxonomy places the organism in Eukaryota, Viridiplantae, Streptophyta, Magnoliopsida, Brassicales, Brassicaceae.
AUGGGUAACGUUGCUGGUUCCCGAAAGUUGGAUGCGGCCGGGAUGGCUGCCGGAAAAGUUGUAUUAUCCGACGGAAGGGUACAAAACUUAGAGGAAGAGACAACGGUGGCUGAGAUUAUGCUAGAAAAUCCGCAACAUGUGGUCGUCGAAUUUGAUCCGUCAUCGAUAUCAUUCAACAACGACGCAAAAACGGUGAAGAGAAAGCUGGCUCCUUUGCCCGCGGACAAAACACUCGAGCCAGGGAAAAUCUAUUUAGUGCUUCCCGCCAAAAGAAGCGGUGGCAGGGCCGCAAAAUCAUCAUCGGCGGUGCUGACGUCAGAGGAGAUGCGGAAAAUGCUGUUUAGCGCCACGGCAAUGGUAAGGUCAUCGUUUAGCUACUAUGAAGGGAUUCUUCCUUGGUUUACUACUAGAAGUUAUAAGAACAACAAUCCGGCGACUGAUACGGUCGUUGCUGCUACGUCGGUUGGAAGAUUGGAGGCAGAGAUGGAGGAGGAAGAUAGGCCGGAGUUUUUGAGCCGGCAAUUGUCGGGAAGAGGGUGGAAACCAAGCUUGGAUCCUAUCAGAGAGAAGAAAGCAAAGAAGAAAAUCCAUCAACGGUUCUUGUUAUAAAUACGUUGUCGUUUGGUUUAAAUCCUUUUCUAAAUGAUCUUGUAUUUUGUGUUUUGUGCUAAAUUGUGUGUAUUGUGUAAAGAUCGUUUCUUAACGUGCGUAUGUGUCUUGUACGCCGGUCACGAGAAACUCACGUGAAUUCCAAAACCUCUGUUUCAUUCGU